GACCCCACCCCCAUUUUUUGGGGUUCCCACCCCUGUCUUUGGACCCCCACCCCCAAUACACGCCGCAGCUGCCGCAGUUCCGCACGCAGUACGUGCGGCGGCGCUCGCAGCUGCUGCGGGAGCGGGCGCAGGGCGGGCACCUGGCGGGCGAGGCGCGGCGCUGGUACCUGCGGCUGCGGGCGCGGCUCCUGGCGCAGCGCUACGGCGCCCUGUCCGAGGCGGGCAGCUGCCGCAGCGCCCUGCGCGCCAGCCGCACCACGCUGGACCGCAUGGAGGUACCUGGGUGCGGAAGUGCGGAAGGGGCAGUUUGCCCCCCCGGGCCCCCGGCCGUGCUGCGGCGGCUCCGCGGCCACGGCGCCGGCGUCUCGGACUUCGCCUGGUCCCUGUCCAACGACGUGCUGGUGUCCGCCUCGCUGGACGGGACCCUGCGCCUCUGGGACCCCGCGGACGGGCGCUGCAUCCGCCGCGUGCCCGACCCCGACGGGGCCGCGCUGCUGUGCUGCGCCUUCCAGCCGCUCAACAACAACCUGACCGUGUGUUUUGGGGGCUUCCUAACUCUGUAUAAUUUUGGGGAGGGGUCUCACCCGCCCCCCUCUCCCCCCCCAGUGCGGAAGGUGCAGUUUGCCCACGACGAGCGGCACCUGCUGGCCUGCUGCUCUCUGGACGGGACGCUGUCCGUGUGCCGCCUGGCCCCCGGGCCCCCGGCCGUGCUGCGGCGGCUCCGCGGCCACGGCGCCGGCGUCUCGGACUUCGCCUGGUCCCUGUCCAACGACGUGCUGGUGUCCGCCUCGCUGGACGGGACCCUGCGCCUCUGGGACCCCGCGGACGGGCGCUGCAUCCGCCGCGUGCCCGACCCCGACGGGGCCGCGCUGCUGUGCUGCGCCUUCCAGCCGCUCAACAACAACCUGACCGUGGUGAGGGAAACCCCAAAACUGGCCUGAAAUACCCCAAAAAACACCCUGA
This is a messenger RNA of Pyrgilauda ruficollis (rufous-necked snowfinch), 963 nucleotides long. RefSeq names its product WD repeat-containing protein 13-like. The record is from RefSeq and is a predicted model, not a curated record. The annotation marks the transcript as partial. The transcript is spliced from 4 exons. Lineage: Eukaryota; Metazoa; Chordata; Aves; Passeriformes; Passeridae. Gene Ontology annotation, molecular function: protein binding; promoter-specific chromatin binding. Gene Ontology annotation, cellular component: nucleus.